GGCUUCCCACGCGAAAAAAAAAAAGUAAACCGGCGUGGCAUCGCCUGCGCCACAUCAUCGCCGCUGCCGCGCGCAAUCGCUGCUCCGGCGUCUGGUCAGGCUCCGCCGCUCUCCCCGCGCCAUCGCACACCAGCGGUCGAGCGGAUAGCUGCUGCCUGUGCCUGGCUUCCCCAUACCGCCCCCGUUCGCCACGCCUCACUUACACUACACCGCCAGGCGGGUCCCGCCCGCGUAGGGUGGGCCCACCGCGCGUGGAGGGCAACCUGCUUUCCGGCGCGCGAAACCCAACCCACCACCCUCCGCGGCGCCGUCCCUCCCCUCCCUAAAACCUAGCAGCCGGCGGCCACUUCCGCUUCCCCCUCCCCCUGCAGCUUUCUCCGAAAAUCGCAAGAAGGCGUAACAAGGCGACGAGCUCAAGUGCACAUUAAUGAGGCGGACCAGGAGCCAGUCCGCCCGCGAGGGCAAACCCACGCCGGCCGGACCAAGCGCAGAGGUUGCGACUGCCGGGGCGAAUCGCCGGAGGGCUUCGCCAGCCGCGAAAGGGAAAUCGCCUGCCAAGGUGGAAAUGGGAUCACCAUUGAGGGAAACAUGCAAAAAUGGUAGAUCAAAGAUGAAGUCGAGUGAUGGUGCCAGUGUGAAAAGGUGCAGUGCUGGGAGUCGUGAAAAGAAUAGUUUGGAAGACCAAACAGAGGCAAUUGGUGACACUGAUGCAGCUGAAAUGGACUGGGAAGAGGGACAUGUCUUGGAACACGAGGAGGGUUAUUCCCACGAGCUUGGAGAGACGAUCACUGUUGAGUUCACUGAUGUACCUUCUUCCACUAACAAGAAGAGUGCUCGGCGGCCUACUGCUGAAGAAAAGGAGUUGGCUGAACUUGUGCACAAGGUCCAUUUGCUUUGCCUAAUUGCAAGGGGUAGGGUAGUUGACAAGGCUUGCAGCGAUCCUCUUAUUCAGGCGUCAAUGCUCUCUCUUGUACCGGACCACUUACUAUGGAAUGUUGUAGAUGUUCCAAAACUGAAAGCCGUUAACUUACAUAGUCUUGUGAGCUGGUUCCAUCGUACUUUCUGUGUAACCGCACAAUCCACUGACAGGGGAUCUUUUAAAUCAAAUUUGGCUUUCGCUCUUCAAGACCGCGUAGGUACUGCUGAAGAGGUUUGUGCACUUUCAGUGGCAUUGUUCAGGGCACUCAACUUAACAGCUAGGUUUGUUACGAAUCUGGAUGUUGCUGGACUCAAGCCCGAUACCAAAGUGAUGGGAACAUUCAACCAAGAUGCAGCUAGGCUUUGUACAAGGGCAUUACCAUCUAGUUCUCCAGUCGCUGACUGCAAUGUGGUUAGUUCUACACCUCUACUACAAGGUAAUACUGAAGAUAGUGUCGGCAUGACUGAACAAAGAGGUAAUCUGGGAAAAUCGAAACGAACCUCAGCAUGCCAAAGAAGUUUAUGUAAAAGUUUGUCAAGCGUAAAAGCAGAUCAUGGAAGUACUUGUGCUUCAGCAUCAGAACACAAAUCAACGAGCAGCCAAUUUCCUUACACUUCCAAUAAUGCUGAAGUACCAAAAAGAAUAGGGGAUGUGGAAUUUGAGUUGCAACUGGAAAUGGCUCUUUCAGCUACUGCUACCGAGACUAAAAAUAAUAAACUAGCUACUCAUGUGAGUCAGUCCACCGGUAGCUUACACAAUUCUAUUCCACCAUUGAAGAAAUUGCGUAAAAAUGCAGAAGCUUCAAACAGCUCAAGUGCAGUUUGGUCAAGAAAUGGAGCUCCGUUAUAUUGGGCUGAGAUAUACUGCGGUGGGCAAGCAUCAACAGGAAGCUGGGUGCAUGUUGAUGUUGUAAAUGAUCUCAUUGAUGGUGAACGAAAUGUAGAAGCUUCUUCUGCUGUUUGCAAGAAGCCUUUAAGAUAUGUUGUUGCUUUUGCUGGAAAUGGAGCCAAGGAUGUAACAAGAAGGUAUUGUUUGCAGUGGCACAGAAUUGUACAGGGGAGAGUGAAUCAGCAGUGGUGGGAUGAUGUUUUGGCACCACUAAUGCAGAUGGAAUUGGCCGCAACAAACGAUUCUGAAGACAUGGAACUUCAAACAAGAGACCUAACAGAGCCCCUUCCUACCAGUCAACAGGCCUACAAAGACCAUCACCUAUAUGCUCUUGAGAAGUGGCUUCACAAGAACCAAGUUCUGCACCCCAAAGAUCCAGUUCUUGGCUUCUGUAAAGGGCAUCCUGUUUAUCCUAGAUCUUGUGUUCAAACACUGCAAUCAAGACAUGGAUGGUUGCGGGAGGGCCUGCAAGUCAGAGAAAACGAGUUGCCUGCAAAGGUUGUGACACGCCCAAAGAGGACUUUUAAUGCUCAGUCACUUCAAUCAAGUGCUAAUGAAGAUGAUCUUAAGCCAACCUUGGAACUAUACGGUGAAUGGCAACUGGAACCGCUGCAACUUCCUCAUGCUGUAAAUGGCAUUGUGCCAAAGAAUGAACGGGGACAAGUUGACGUAUGGUCAGAGAAGUGCCUUCCACCUGGAACAGUACACUUGAGGUUACCAAGAUUAUUCCAGGUCACAAAGAGACUUGGCAUCGAUUAUGCUCCUGCCAUGGUUGGAUUCGAUUAUCGAAGUGGUCGGUGCCUUCCAAUUUUUGAUGGAAUUGUUGUCUGUACAGAAUUCAAAAGUACUAUCCUUGAGGCAUAUGCAGAAGAAGAGGAACAGAGACAGGCAGAGGAGAGGAAGCAGGAGGAAGCUCAGGCACUUUCCAGGUGGUACCAGUUGCUCUGUUCCAUUGUAACAAGACAGCGGUUGAAUGACUCCUACAAAACACCUUCACAAGGGCUUGCUCGGGAAGGAUCACCCAAAAAUGCUAACACCCAGAAAAACGCCCUCAGCAGUCAACGCUCGGAAACAGAGACUCGUACAGGCAAACCACAGACAGAUCAGGUGCCGAAUCCUUGUCUUUAUGCUCCUGGCCAUGAGCAUGAGUUUCCGGAGGAAGACCAGAUCUUUGACGAGGAGACAUUUGUGCGAACAAAACGCUGUCCUUGUGGUUUUUCUAUGCAAGUAGAGGAGUUGUAACUUCGAUAACAGAAUUACACCUAGUUUCUAACUGUGUUGCAUGUCGCGUCUCUUUUUGGUUCGAUAGAAAAUGGAAACCUCAUAGGUAACUUUGUAGCAGCAGUGUUGUCUACGAAGCUUGCAGUUCCUACCAUGCAGUUUAUUAUGGAUUGUCUACAAGAUGCAAGAGUAAGAGUGAGACUUGCACGUCCAGAUAUCUCCACCGCUGUAUGGCUCAGCUCUGCCUUGAAUUAGUUCACAUUGAGUUUGCAUGA
Molecule: messenger RNA, 3303 nt
Organism: Phragmites australis (common reed)
Lineage: Eukaryota; Viridiplantae; Streptophyta; Magnoliopsida; Poales; Poaceae
Product: DNA repair protein RAD4
Exons: 13
Coding region: 428-3049 (873 amino acids)
Biological process (GO): nucleotide-excision repair; mismatch repair
Cellular component (GO): cytoplasm; nucleus; XPC complex
Molecular function (GO): single-stranded DNA binding; damaged DNA binding
Source: RefSeq, a predicted model, not a curated record